GCGGCUCUGCCAACACGCGACGCGAUGAUCUCGCCCCUCCUUCCUCCCAUUCCCACUCCACCUCCGCGAACCUUAGCCCCGCCGCAGCCGCAUUCAUCUGCCGCCUCCUCGUAGCCGCCGACGCCGCCGCCGGCCCGUCGCCUCACCGGACUCCCCUCCAUACUACGCAACCUUAUCUAGGGAUUCAGCAUGGUUGAGCUCGUCCAAAACUAUGAUGUGCUGGAGAAGUGUACAAAAGAUAUUCUCUCCAUAAUCAAGCCAACAGAGGCCGAUCAGAACAAACGACUGCACACAAUUCAGGAGAUUGUGGAUUCCAUCUAUUUAGUUGGUCGCUUGGGAGAUGCUGCUGUCAAACCUUUUGGAUCCUUUUUAUCAAAACUUUACGCAAAAUCAGGUGAUUUGGAUGUAUCAGUUGAGCUGCCAAAUGUCUUAGGCUUCCCUACAAGCAAGGAAAAGAAGCAAAGUCUCUUGGGAGAACUAAUGAGAGCUUUAGAAGUUAGAGGUGUUUCUAGAGAUGUGAACUUCAUUCCUACUGCAAGAGUUCCAGUUCUUCAGUAUGUGAGCAACCACUUUGGUGUUUCCUGUGAUAUAUCCAUUGAUAACUACCCUGGUCGACUUAAAUCCAAAGUGCUGUACUGGAUCAAUACUUUAGAUGGCCGCUUUGGCGAUAUGGUUUUAUUGGUCAAGGAAUGGGCAAAAGCUCAAAACAUCAACGAUCCAAAAGAUGGAACCCUCAACUCCUAUUCGCUUUGCUUACUUGUACUCUUUCAUUUUCAGACAUGUAAGCCUGCGAUUUUACCACCUAUGAAUGAGUUUUUAGAUGUGAACAUUUCAGCAGAAAGUGGGCCUUAUAAUGAAAAAAAUCUUGAUGAGAUGUGUGCGGAAAGUAUAGCAAAGUUUCGACGCCGGGACAUAGGGCAAAGGAAUCAGAGCUCUCUGUCUCAUCUCCUUGCAACUUUCUUUGAGAAGUUUUGCCGUCUAGGUGCCCAUUCUAGUGAUCAUGUUAUAUCCACUUACAUGGGCCGGCUCCAGCGAAAACAAGGCGGCCUAAAUUGGAUGACCAAAUCUUGCUACUUGUUUGUUGAAGAUCCAUUUCAGAGACUUGAUAAUGCAGCUAGAACAGUUGAUGUGCUAGGGCUUCAUGAUAUUGCCACAGCCUUAAAAAAUGCUAAAAAUAUUGUCUCCUCUGAUGGGCCUGUUGACCGGAAUGAAUUCCUUUCGCUGCUGUGUACGCCUGAAGUUGGUUCUAAACUGGGUGCAAGAGCCACGGCUGGCCGUUACGCUACUCCUGCGACGACCCUUCAGGAGGACAGAUUCACAGGAUUUCUGGAACGUUUGGCAGCUAACCCUUUCGAUAAUCAGCAUCGCCUUAGAGCCCAAGGAUCAACAGGAAGCAGAUCAAUUCAUAGCCCACAGCCACAGGGGUACAAUUCAGGCAGGCAGGCAGCUGCUCGACGCCAGAGCCAGCAGCGCAGAGGGGAGUACACUUCAGAUCGUCAAGCUAGUGGUCAUGCUCUGAAUGCGAUGUUUGAUGAGAUUUUGGGUAGACGUCUCCACAAUGGUUCAGCACCCAACUCACGAUCCCAAGCCUUCUCCAGCAGGUCACCAGGGCAAUACUGGUAGCAAGUCAACGGCAACAGCAUCGAUUGACAAGUAGUCCCAGGGUAGCAGCAGAUGAUCUUCAGCUUUUUUACCGGCAGUGUGGACCAAGUUAUGUUUGAUUAAUUAGUUUUUUCCUGACAAACUGCAUCCGUUUAUGUUACUUGACGUGCUACCUCAGUCCCAAAAUAUAAGAUCAUUUUUGACACAAUCAUAUGGUAGUAUUACAUUUUGGGAAGGAGGGAGUAGUUCCCAGCCGGCUCAUAUGCUUGAGCCCGUGGUUACGUGGAUUGUAGGAUCGAAAAUUUGUAGUCUUGCUUGACAGAACCUUCUUGGGAAUUCCUCGCUAUACAUGUAUGUGCAAUGAAAUUGAAAGACAGGAGGGCUCUGUA
Triticum dicoccoides is the source of this 1991-nucleotide messenger RNA. RefSeq names its product protein HESO1-like. The record is from RefSeq and is a predicted model, not a curated record. The transcript has 9 exons. NCBI's taxonomy places the organism in Eukaryota, Viridiplantae, Streptophyta, Magnoliopsida, Poales, Poaceae. Gene Ontology annotation, molecular function: RNA uridylyltransferase activity. Bases 190 to 1623 code for a protein of 477 amino acids.